GCGCGGCGGCGGCAUGGAGGCCUUCGGGGAGAAGGCGGCGCGGGGCAUGCUGCGCCUGCCCGGCGCGGAGAUGCGGGGGGCGUCCUGCGCCGGCCCGGCGGAGGUGGCUUGCUGGCCGCCCAGCUUGGGCCGCGUCUCGGGCAGCGUCCUGGGAGACGAGGAGUCGGAGCGCGACAGCGUCCACACGGGCGAGUCGCACGAGGGGGCCGAGGAUCUGCACGUGGAGCUGGCCCAGCUCUCGACCGAGCAGCUGCUGGCCCUGGUGGAGGAGAACAGCCACACCAACUCCAUGCUCAAAAUUGAAACGGAAAUGUUUGAGAAAUUUUUCAAUAGAUUGGAGCCAAAAGACGCGGGAGCAGAAAAACAUAGUUCAUUGCUGGACAUGGGACAAGCACCGUAUCCACGGGGCAGGCGCAAGUCGAAGUCCCGGAUCACAGUGGAUCGAGUGAUAUGCCUGACGGUGGAACAGAAAUGUGACCUGGUGCAGCGGGACUCGGACGAGACCAAGGAAGACCUGCAGCUGAUGAAGGAGAAUUCGGAAAGGAGCUUGCAGAAUUACCUGGCUAUCCUAGAGGAAGCAGAUAUUCGCUUGGUUGAAAUUAAGAGAGCUAUGAUAGAGUUUGACAAAGACAUAGUGAAAACCAUCACUAAGAAGAAAGGGAGCGUCAUUGCCUCUGACAAGGUGCUGCGGUACAUGGAGGACCGGAUUCGCUCUAGGGAUGUUAUGAAAGAAAAAAUUCAUUUGAAAAACGAUUCUCUCAAAGUCCAGAAGCAGAAGAUGCAGAUGCAACUCAAGCAGAAGGAGGAGCUGGGAGAGGCGCUGCAUGAGGUCGAUUUCCAGCAGCUCAAGAUUGAGAAUGCUCAGUUCCUGGAGAAAAUAGAUGAACGAAACCAAGAGCUACUGCAGCUGAAGCUGACCGUUGGCAACACCCUGCAGAUCCUUAACUUCUACAAAAGGAAGCUGCACUAUGCAACGGCCAUGGCUACCUACCUGGUGAAAGACAUUGCCCAGAGAAAGGAGUCCCUGGAGAAAAUUGCGCGGGAAGCCAUCUUUGUGGAAGAGGAACGGCUGAAGGCUGAGAUCUUGAACAAAAAGCUACGGCGACAACUGGCAGAAUACAGAGUUCCUCCUGUCCUCAACUAUGUUCAUGAGAAGAUGACCGUCCAUGAUCUAGAAAACAGCCUCAGGAUCUGGGAGAGGAAGGUGGAAAUUGCAGAGAUGGCCUUGAAGAGCUACCGCAAUGUUUGGCAUAAGGCGAAGAUGGCCAGUCACCAGCUGCAGGCUCUUCUACCAGAGCAGGAGAGACACAAAGUGACAGAGGGACUCUAGAGAAAUCCGGAGGAGGAGGAGGAGAGCGGGAGGAAACUCGCAAGCCACCUGCUGCACCCAUCAGCCCCCACCGUCCUGAUGCAGAGCUUCAUUCCGAUGACCCCCCCUCCCUUCUUCCCCCCCCGCCCCCUCCCAGGGCCAGACCAAGGAGGCUUCGGAUAGGCACAAAGCCCCUGGAGGUCACCGAGAGGGAAGGAGGCUUUUGCCGUGCUCCAUCUGACCUCCAGGCCUCGGUUUCUGCCCCUUCGGUGUGUUAGUAAACGGAUCUGUCUUAAGCCAUUUAUCGAUCACGAUAGACCUGCUUGACUACAGAGCUGUGGAGUUGAUUCAAAUCACUCCACAACAUGAGAAUGAAUAAACGGAGUGGUGAUGCAGCCAGACUCCCUUUAGCACCUUGGGAAGUGGGGAGGGGGGACUGAAACCUUCAGUGCUAUGGGGGCAUUUCCCCUCAAAGCGCCCAGGGACAGUGGCUGGGCC
Molecule: messenger RNA, 1807 nt
Organism: Pseudonaja textilis
Lineage: Eukaryota; Metazoa; Chordata; Lepidosauria; Squamata; Elapidae
Gene: CFAP263
Product: cilia and flagella associated protein 263
Biological process (GO): cilium assembly
Cellular component (GO): ciliary basal body; axoneme
Source: RefSeq, a predicted model, not a curated record